Symbiodinium pilosum is the source of this 930-nucleotide messenger RNA. NCBI's taxonomy places the organism in Eukaryota, Dinophyceae, Suessiales, Symbiodiniaceae. The record is from the annotation of a GenBank genome assembly.
AUGCUGGCAGACAGGCUUCAAGUGGCAGAAGCACUACAGGUUCCCAGAGGUAGCCUUCGUGCAUAUCUGGAGGACUGCCUCCAAGCUAUGCCGUCUGACAACCCAUACCAUGGGCCGAGCCAUGUUGUUGAUAUCCUUCAGUUUCUUGUGACCCUACUGGAAGAGACUGGCUUGGAUCGGACGCUGUCGCCUGAAUCUCGUGCGGCGCUUUUCCUCGCUGGCGCUGCACAUGACAUAGACCACACCGGCACCACCAACGCAUUCCUCACUAGGCUAGGCCAUGAAUACGUGGAGGAGUCUGAGGAUGGUGUUGGCCCCAUGGAGAGCCACUCUGCGCGCCGAGCAGCAUCUCUCCUUGAGGUGCGCGUGAAGCUUUCGGAUACUCUGCGACACGCCGUGAAAGCUACCAUCCAUGGAACAGAUCUGGCGAGGCACAAGCAAAUUGUGGAUGCCUUCGCAGGUGAGACAGAGGCGCUCUUGACAACAGAAGAUGCAGCAGCAUUCUUCUUACCGGAGACCCCGCAAGGAGCGCUGCUGCUCCAGCUUCUUCUAAAGGCGGGCGAUGUCAGCAACCCAACCAGACCGCUGGCAACAGCAAAGGCAUGGAACAACCAGGUCUAUGAGGAGUUUUAUGCAGAGGGCGAUCAGGUGCUGUCUGAAGGAGGCACACCCAAUCCUCUGCAUGAUCGUAGAACAAACAGCAUCCCCAAGUCCUCUGUGGGUUUCAUCAAGUGGGUGAAAUCCAUCUUCGGGAUGCUGAAGGAUUUCCUUGCGCAGUGUAAGGAAGUCGGGGUUGAAGUUCGACCAGAAGGCCUAGAUGCUGUGCUGGCUCGCCUCGAUGACAACGCUGCAUCCUUUGCCAAGGAAGCAGCUGCCUUGGAGGCUGCAGAUGCCUCUAAGAAGGUGUCCGAGAUCCAUUCCGGAAGAUGA